Messenger RNA from Lodderomyces beijingensis, 813 nucleotides. NCBI's taxonomy places the organism in Eukaryota, Fungi, Ascomycota, Pichiomycetes, Serinales, Debaryomycetaceae. The record is from the annotation of a GenBank genome assembly.
AUGAGUACAGCAGUUGGCGUCAUGGAGAAUCUAGAGUAUCAUUACAUUGCCAACUCUUCGAAAUCGACAGCUAUCAAGCAGGACAAACACGCGAUUCCCACAGCUACAAACAAGAAACAUCCACCUCUUCAAGAAAAGACCAACAGUCGACUGAGUCAAAGGUAUUCCUUGUCACCCCUGAAGAAGGAACAGCACCAGCAGAUCCUACUACCACCGCAGGAAGAUUCGGUUAAUUUGAAGAAAAGAGGUGUAAGCUCACCAUCUCCACUGGCGCUGCAUACAAGAAGAAAAGUUGCAAGUGGUGGCACAACCACUCCGCCUACACUUGAUUUCAAUCACUUGUCUCCUAUUAGACCCAAAUCCAGACUAGAGAUUUUCAAAGAUGUGGGUGCUAGUGCUGGUGGUGGUCUGGGAGGGGCUGUUCGAAGCAUACGCAGCGCCGGUGACGCUGAAAUGGAUAUUAGCCGUGAUGUGGGUGACGAUCAAUUGCGCGAGGUGAGCGCGGACGCUGGUAACCACAGUAAUGAUGGAAAUGUGGAAAAAUCGAAAAAAUCGAAAAAAUUCACCGCGAUUUCCACGAGUGAAGAAGAGACCCAAAAACCAAAACAAGAGCCAGGGCAAUCCACAAAGAUCCACUAUUUUGGAAACACGCAAGCUGAAAUUCAAUCUGCAUACCAAAUGUGGAAAAUGGAACAACUAUUAAAAGAAGCUAACGAAACGAUUGAGUUUCUUGAAUUGGAAAGGAAAUUUGCAUUGUUGGAGCAAGAAGAAGAUUCUCGGGAAGAAAAUUCAAUGCUUGUUUCUGUACCCUAA